GCAGAGGCGGCGGCGGCGGACCCAGGGGCGCCCUCUCGUCCUCCUCCUCCUCCUCGCUGCCUUCCCGGGUCGGCCAGGCCGGCGUGGGCGCCCCCCACCACCACCCUCACCCCGAGGAGCUGGAGGAGGAGGCCGGCCUGGGCGAGGGCGACCCCGGCGACUCCGCCAUCGAGGACCCGGAGCUGGAAGCCAUUAAAGCCAGGGUACGAGAGAUGGAGGAGGAAGCCGAGAAGUUGAAAGAGUUGCAGAAUGAAGUUGAGAAACAGAUGAACAUGAGCCCCCCACCCGGCAACGCUGGCCCAGUCAUCAUGUCUUUAGAAGAAAAGAUGGAAGCCGAUGCCAGAUCUAUAUAUGUAGGAAAUGUAGAUUACGGGGCCACGGCAGAAGAAUUGGAAGCCCAUUUCCACGGCUGUGGUUCUGUCAACCGUGUGACCAUCCUGUGUGACAAAUACACGGGCCAUCCCAAGGGGUUCGCCUACAUUGAAUUUUCCGACAAGGAGUCAGUACGGACUUCCUUAGCACUUGAUGAGUCCCUCUUCAGGGGGAGACAGAUCAAGGUGAUUCCCAAACGGACCAACCGGCCAGGCAUCAGCAGCACAGACAGAGGCUUUCCCAGGACUCGGUACCGAGGGCGAGGAUCCGGCUACAGCAGUUCCAGGGCCCGUUUCUACAGUGGCUUCAGCAGCAGGCCGCCCCGUGGGCGUGCUUACAGGGGCCGGGCCCGAGCGACCUCAUGGUAUUCCCCUUACUAAAAACAAAACAAAAAAAUGUGUGGUUUUUUAGGAAGGAGGAAAAAAAAAAAAAGGAAAAAAAAUGAAGAUUGUUACCAUGAUGAAAAAAAAAAAGAUAUAUAUUAUAUAUAUAUAUACAUAUAUAUAUAUACUGUUGGUGGGAGGAGGAUGUUUUGUACGCUGUGCAGAGAAAGAGGGUUGACAUAUACCGGAGGGAGGGAAGAGAGAAAGAAAGAAAGAAAGAAAAAAAAAAAUUGUGGGACAGCCAAGCUGUUGUUCAAACACCUGGUAGUAUUGUUGAGUUUCCCUCUGCACCCUUUCUUCCCUUUUGCAGAUUUUGGGGGGUGGGUGGGAGGGUAUUCUUCCUCUGUGUAUUUACGUGGGGGGGGGGGAGAGAGAGCGCCACGGCUGGGGGAGGGUGUCCCCUUCCUCUAUGAAGUUCUGUGAUUCUCUUGUUUCUCUCCCGCUGCAGCCUCGCUUCAUUGUGUCUCUUUGCGCGCCUCUGUGCAUUUAUUUCCCUGCUUGGUUCCCGCUGCCUUUUCCGUUGCUUUGCCCUGCUCUUCUUUCCUUCCUUCCUUCCUUCUUUCCUUCCUCCAACCCAGACUAGCCAGGAAGAAGCUGGCAUUCACGGCUUCGUCGAUACUUUUCCAGACGUCCCUCGCCCGAUCUAUUGUUUCCACCCGGGGACAUCCUCAAAAUGCCCCAUCCCGUUCUGGCCGGAGGUUGCAAAAAUCCCUGCCACUUAACUCUCCAAUUUACCCUUUCGCUCCAAUCACGGAAUUUUGUCCUGCACCCAAACACAUCGUUCUCAAAAAAAAAAAAAAAAAAAAGACUGAUUCCUGUUUUAAAAAACGGGGGUUCCCUCCUUUCCUUCCUUCCUUCCUUCCUUCUCCCGCCAUACAGGUCGUAGGCGUUCCCGCACCCCUCCUUCCUCCUCCAUGCGUGUGUCUCUUCUGGGGGCGGGGUUGUUAUAUGCCUUGUUUGAGUGUCUUUAUCUUUACAGAUUCCUUUAUUUUUUAGCCUGAAGAAAUACACACCGAAACCUGACGCUGUAGAGAACCAGGGGCAGGGGGCGGGUGGGGAAAAAAACACCACCCCAGAGGGGUUUUUUUUGGGAGGGAGGUCGCUGGCUGUUAGGAACUGCCAGAAUGGCUUUUUUUUUUAAAAAAAAAAAUAUUAAAAAAGGGGGAGAGAAAAAAAAAAGAGGGGAAAAAAUAUUCCAAGGUUGAAGGGAGGGUAAAACAGAGGAAGAAGCAGAAUGUUAUAAGGGUGGAAAAAAAAA
Messenger RNA from Notechis scutatus (mainland tiger snake), 2013 nucleotides. It is a transcript of the gene PABPN1, whose product is annotated as poly(A) binding protein nuclear 1. NCBI's taxonomy places the organism in Eukaryota, Metazoa, Chordata, Lepidosauria, Squamata, Elapidae. Gene Ontology annotation, molecular function: poly(A) binding. Gene Ontology annotation, cellular component: nucleus. The record is from RefSeq and is a predicted model, not a curated record.